AUGCCCCUGACGCUCAAACAAAUCGACGAGACAAUACUUUUCAUGGACAAAACAUACGACGCAAACUUUGGAAACUGGAUCAGGAAUGAAGAUAACUGCAAGAUUGUGGGAUGCAGCUUGAAGAAGUACUUGGAAUGCUACAGAGAGUCGGAGUUUAUAACUGUCCUGAAGUGGAUAGUAAAAGACUGGACUCUAAAAUCAAUAAUUCUUCUUUCAAAAAAGCUAAUACUUGAGGACAUAAUAGGAAUGGGCAUUGAGGCAUAUACAAAGAGAAUUAGAGUACUUUCGGGCCUUAUCUUUACCUGGAAUCCAAUAUUUAUUUCAGAGUUUAUUCUGGCCUGCACGGUAGAGCUGACAGUGACACAGAAGACGGACUUUAUGGUGAGCAUAUUGAAUGUGUUUGAUUCUAAGAAGCUUUCAGAGAUUCUAUCACAAAUUGAAAGUAAGAUUGAUGUUCAAACGAAAAAGGAAUUGGUAAGGAAGUUUAAGGAUUCCGUAUAUUUAGAAACGAAAGAUCAAUGGAAGAGAAGGGGAAGCAUGCUGGAAGCGUAUAAUAUUAUGUGA
Vittaforma corneae ATCC 50505 is the source of this 564-nucleotide messenger RNA. RefSeq lists its product as uncharacterized. The transcript has a single exon. NCBI's taxonomy places the organism in Eukaryota, Fungi, Microsporidia, Nosematidae. The record is from RefSeq and is a predicted model, not a curated record. Bases 1 to 564 code for a protein of 187 amino acids.